GCGAGAGUCCAGGAGGAUUCCGAAGUCGAUGAAGGCAUACUGGCGUCAGCUGCAGUCGCCCUCACAGAUCAGAAACCGCAUACUUCACUCGAAUCUCGUUGUUACCAUUCGAGUCCCGCGCAGUGCGCCGCAGCAGUAGUGGCUGGCUGGAAAUGCAGCUGCUCUCGAGGAGCAUCCUGCCUUCGGUUUGCACAUAGCGCGGCAGCUUGAGAUGCGUGUCCUGAUCCGGAAUCCGAGUGAUCGAGCUGUUCUGGCGAGUUCAUUCUGACCUGACGCUGGCUUAUUGGAGCGUUUGAAUUCAAGUAUUGGAGGUGCCAAAGUUGAAGUUGACAUAAGUCGCUCAUAACCACCAGUCUCCGCGAUCGUGCAGUGCCAGAAGCAGUACUCAAGCAAAGUUCUUCGUCACAGACAGAGAUCGAAGCAGCAGUUGUCGCGGAUCAGUGUGAGAAAUGCAAACGAAGGUUCUGGUCCUUCAUGUACUCGGAACUUCAGCACGAAAUUGAUCCCAGCACACGCAUAAGACAAGGUCUUCAAAUUGAGCUUCGAGGCAUGUUCAACUGGCAUGGGUGCACGAUGUAAUCAAACAAGAAUCUAUGGGUAAAGGUCAUGAGGACUUGAUCGCGGUCUUCGUCAAUCAUAGGAAAGGAGCAGAAAACAAAGAGCUAACCAAAGAAACUCCUUUGAAUACGGGUUUCACUUGAGAAUUGCCAACUGCAGGAGUUGAGAACUCUGCAGUUUGGUCUACUCAAACCGCUCGAAGACGAGAUGGCUCAAGAGUGCUUUAUCACGGCCAAGAAACAGAGCAUAUUCGCGCAGAGAUUAAACACUAAAACACGGAAGGAACCAGGGGCACCUUCAAAUGCGGACAUAAAUGGAUUCUGCGAAUAGAAGAGACGAAGACCGCUGCACUGACAGAAGAACACCGAAGCUUUGUGCCUCAAUCUCAGCUCUAAGCAGAGGCUUCAGCUGCGGUUGGGAGCAGGCCUGAGGUACAGAAAGAAGAUGGGAAACAAAUCAGCUUGAGGGUUCAGCGAGCCGAUCAUUCCUGUUUCCUCCAUUACCUCGUGCGAUCGCAGGCUCCUGAGGGGGUUGCAAGAUGGUGACAUACCUAUGGACUCCGAGGCCGAGGCACUGUACGAGGAUAACGAAGGACCGUGCCCAGUACAGGACGGGAAUGUACCACAAGGGGUUCAAGGUGGCCGAUGAAGCCAAACGGAAAAAGGCCAUCCGGCACCUGGUGACGGACUAUGCGCACAUUUUACCGAAGCUGCAUUGUCCGUGGGACGACACUCCGAAGAACGACGUCAACCCGGCUCUGCUGUACCACGGUCUCAGAAGCACGAGCGUCACCCAAAGACUCAACCCCCCGGUUCCCACCCAUUCCGCACAUCCGGAUUUGCGUGACGCACCCAAUGAAUGGCACGGCCGUCAGGCGCAGGAUGUGACGGAAAUGUACACUUUCAUGAGCAGGGGCAGGAAACCGCCGUCCCGGGAGUACUAUCACGGCAGAGAAGCCACCGACAUUUCCGACCACCUGCGCAUCAUCCCGCCGAUCGCCCCCGAGGGAGAGGCCCAAGAGUUCUACGGCCGGCCCAAGAGCGACGUCACGGACUACAACAUAUUCCCGCCGCGCAUCGAAGAGACCUUCAGCCGCUCGGACGCGGCUCGGCCUCUGGGGAAGUGCCCGACGGGAGCCAUGGUCGACUACGUCCCGCUGGUCCGAGACAAAAACGGGAAGCUGCUCAGACCGCAGCCGGUGUCCCCGCCGAAGUCACCUUCGAGGAGGCACGACCCGAACCCCGAGCCGAUGAAACCCGGAGGAGGGGGCAUCCUCGCCCAGGUGGUCGCCGGCCACAGCCGGUCGGAGGCCAAGCGACCUCUGGGCCAGUGUCCGCCCGGAGUGAUGGCCAACUACGUGGAACUGCAGCGAGACGCGGACGGCAAGGUGAUCGUUCCGCAGACUAGCAAGAUCCUGGAUGACCCUCCGGGCUGGAGGCCCGACGGGAGAAAGGCGCGGCCGCGGAUGGAUGAGAACGAGGAACGAAUCAUGCGGUACUCGAACGACCGCUUGCAUCCGCUGGGUAAGGUCCCAGAGGGCGUCAUGGCCGACUACCAACAGGUGGACCGGCCGCCCCACAAGCACACCACGGACGGACUUUGGAGCCCGCCCACCGAGUGGCCCAAGGAGAAAGGCGGCAUGGCCAAGUGGUCGCCCGGGCCCAUGUCGCAGUCGCAGUCGGCGUGCAACGCCGCCGAAACCCUGCAGGGCGCCUCGAGUUUGCUGAGCGGGCUCCGAAGCGCGAAGGUGUGCCGCCACAGGAGCGCGCGGGACCUCUCGCCGGGCGCCGCGGCCGCGCAGGGCCUGGCGUGCGCGCCAGGCGCGGCGAAUGUCAAGUGGCCCAACGACGGAGAGCUGGAGCGCGGCCCGUGCGGGAAAAUCAAAUCGCCGUGCUCGCAGCGCUCCAAGAGCCCGUUGAGCAGUUCGGCCAACGCCAGCCCGACGUGCCAUGGCUCCGCCAAGGCCUGCGACCCGAUCAAACACGAUCCGCGCGUUGCCAAGCCGAGCUCGAUCUGCGGAGGGUGCCCGAAGAGUGGCGAUGGCGCGAGGCCAGACACCGCCUGCGUGCGGCCCGUGUACAUCGAGAGCAGUCCGCAACAGGGAUCGCCGUCUGGCGGAAAGAAGCCGCCUUCGUGCGCUUCGUCCGGGCGUCCCGGAAGCGGAGGCAGUGGGGCGGGAUCGGCCAAAGGAUCGUGUGCCUCCGGUGGCAGCGCUGGGUCGAAAGCCUCGCAGAGUGCGAAUCAGCGCAAGGCGAAGAAGAAUCGAGUCAUUUCCCCGCUGACAUCUCCCGAGCAUUAUCAGUUUCCGUAUUUCGGUCACUCCAAGACUUACGUAACAGAUCCGGCCAUUUCUCCCAAUUUGACGCCCCCCGGGCGACGAUCCAUGCGCUUGCCCGGUCAAGAAAACAUGCCCUUCGCUGGGGUUGCCUCCGGCCAUGGAAAAGGACCCAAAUCCAAGUGUGGUAUGGUGAGGCCUCCUAACAUCAAUCCUCAUCUCCACGACGGGAAAACGUCAUGGUUUGGUAGGACCAGGACAUUUGUUACAGAUCCCGCUGUUUCUCCCAAUCUCACUCCGCCCAACCGGGGGUGAGACUCAGAGGUUUUUCUAAACGGUAGAUUGAGCACCGCUUUCUUUCACCUGCCUUCGAUCCACGCAAAAAGUUUGAACCUAGAAGUCCGGCAUCACACGGCCACUCCAGCUGCCGCUGGUGUGAUUGGCUGAUUAGUCAGUCAGGCGUGUCUAAGUUUUGCUAGCACUGGCAGACUCCAUUAUGAGGCAUUUGAAUACAAUUCUAAGUAUCAUGUUUUCAGUCGAGUCCUGUGAAGUUUGAUAUUUUAAGGUGCCCUCACGAAAGUGUACAAGGUACGUUCUCCUCCAGAUCAAAAUGCAUAUAUUCGAAAUAAAUCAGGUAAUGCGUUUCACUCCGUAGCCCUAUUAGAUGUACCGGUUUAGAUGUCUGAACACUGUAAUGGUUGCCACUACUUCCUUAUGACUUUGAACAUGAACCCAUAGUACUGCCCAAGUCAAUUCCAGAUGUCUAGGUAUCUGCCCUUUCUUCUGCAUCAGCAACUUGCAGAGGAGCGAACAAAGCUGCAGAUUUAUUAAAGUGGCAUGUUCCUGACCCUGGUCAUACAACGAAGAACACGAGUAAAGGCAACUGUUUUCUGGACACGGAAGCAGAUACUCUUCUCGGCAGGAUUCAGAGUAAAGGCCUUUUCGCUGGACCAACGAAGGUUCUUACUGUUUCGAAGCAUGAAUUGGAGGGUUUAAACUUCUCAUGGUCAGAAAAGCUUUUUGAGAUUAGCAUUUCUGGCAGUGUAGAUUACAAACCUUGUUCAUCGUAGCUAUUGUACACAGGUUUUACUCAAGUGAAUAGUAAAUAGUAAGUCCAGCAAAGGUGGGUACGCUGAGAAGGUACCUAUAAUCAGCGUGAGAUUUAUCACACGCGUUCAGCACAUUUCUUGAUCCAACAGUUUUUGACUUAGUAAAGAAGAACCGGUCACGAGUUUUACUUCGAGUAAAAAUUA
Molecule: messenger RNA, 4086 nt
Organism: Marchantia polymorpha subsp. ruderalis
Lineage: Eukaryota; Viridiplantae; Streptophyta; Marchantiopsida; Marchantiales; Marchantiaceae
Source: the annotation of a GenBank genome assembly